Messenger RNA from Nematocida homosporus, 2505 nucleotides. Its product is annotated as DNA topoisomerase III. Bases 1 to 2505 code for a protein of 834 amino acids. Gene Ontology annotation, molecular function: DNA binding; zinc ion binding; DNA topoisomerase type I (single strand cut, ATP-independent) activity. Gene Ontology annotation, cellular component: nucleus. Lineage: Eukaryota; Fungi; Microsporidia. The record is from RefSeq and is a predicted model, not a curated record. Gene Ontology annotation, biological process: DNA topological change. The transcript has a single exon.
AUGCGUAUACUGAAUGUAGCUGAAAAACCCUCAGUUGCUAGGGCGUUAACGGAGAUUUUGUCAAAAGGGAAGUAUAGCACUCGGUCCAGCCCAAGUAAAUACUGCAAGAACUUCGUCUUUAGCUACAACCAAGCCGAAAUGCUGUUUACUAGUGUGCUGGGCCACCUGUAUAGCUUAGAGUUUCGGCGGAAGAGCAAAUGGCGCGAUCAUGACCCCAAAGAACUCUUUGAAGCAGACAUUGUUUGGGAAGUAGCGCCGACCAUGUUAGAUGUUUCAACGAACUUACUGAAUGUGGCCCAAGGGUGUUCGCAGCUGGUGAUUUGGACAGAUUGUGAUCGAGAGGGCGAGAAUAUUGGCGAACAGAUUGCAGGGCUGCUAAGAGAGAAGAUUCAAACGGUAAAAAGAGCCAGAUUCUCAGGAUUAGGUCCGUAUGAAGUAACCCAAGCCUUUCGGGCUUUAGGCGAGUUGAAUGUAAAUGAGGCCCAUGCCGUGUCUUCCCGUAUUGAGGUGGACUUGAGAAUAGGCGCGGCUCUAACACGACUGCAGACCUUGCAACUGGAGGCUCUCUUUCAGGACCAGGAGAACAAGGUCGUUAGCUAUGGGAGUUGCCAAAUUCCAACUUUAGGCUUUGUCUGUGAGCGAGAGGAGUUGGUUGCCCAGUUUGUGCCCGAGCCCAAUUGGACAAUCAAUGCUAAAGUCAGGAAAGGUCGAGUCGAAGGAGAGUUUCAAUGGACCCGCGGCAAGAUCUUUGACCAGACAUACGUAGAUCUUAAGUACCAACACAUCCAGGGCCAGAAAAUGGUGGUUACCGAAGUAAGUAAGAAAGAAGUGCAGAAGAGCCGGCCUAUUCCCUUACGAACAGUCGAGAUGCAGAAGUUCUUUGCCCGAAAAGGCCCCGUGCGCAACUCCCACGAACUUAUGGAAAUUGCCGAAAAGCUCUAUACUUCCGGAUACAUUAGCUACCCCAGAACCGAAACAGACGCGUUUCCCAAGGACUUCAAUGCCCAAGAACCAUUGCAGCGACUGAAGAACGAUCCAGUCCUGGGAGACUAUGCCCGUAAGCUAAAUCCGGGCCGAGCGUCAGCCGGUCCACACAGCGAUCAAGCCCACACGCCAAUCUAUCCCAUUAAAGAAGGCACGGGUCUUAGUGGAGCCAGUCGGGCUGUUUAUGAGUACAUUGCCCGGCGCUUCUUGGCCGUGUACAGCCAGAAUGCCAAAGGUCAAGAAGAAGCAAUCACUUGCCAGGUCAAAGGAGAAACAUUCCGCCGCCGCAUUCUCCAUGUGGUCGCCAAGAACUACCUUGAGGUUUACGUCUAUGACAAGUGGGGGGAUACGGAAGAGUCUCUGCCGGUUAAAGAGGGCGAGUGCGUGGAGUGGACAGGUGCGAUUAAGCCCGGUAGCACAGAACCGCCUACCUUUCUCACAGAAGCCGAUCUUAUCGCUAAAAUGGACACACACGGAAUUGGCACAGAUGCCACGAUCCAUGACCAUAUCCAACGCAUUAAAGAACGAGGAUACGUUACGGUGGUCGACAAGAACUCACUUAAGAGCACAUGGAUCGGCCGCGGCCUCAUUAAUGGCUACAAAAAGAUAGGUCUGAAAGUCAGUGCACCUCAUUUACGACAGCAGUUUGAACUGUCACUCAAGAGUAUCUGUGCCGGCACGCUUUCUCCCCAAUCGGCCGUGCAGCAGGAAGUUCAGCUCUAUAAGGACAUCUAUACCCAGAUUGAGCGAAAUAUGCACCAACUAAUCCAGGAGCUUGAGAAGAACAAACUAAACGAUCAAAACAACCCGCCGCCACUGCCCCGAGCAGGCAAACCAUCAUCCCGUGCCAACGCUCUUGCUUCAGCCAAGUUCACCACAACCCAAACAGCCACAUCAGCAAAGCCAUCUCUUACCACACCAAAAUCGCGGUCUCAACCCUUAAUGUCCUAUCCUAAAUCGAGUGCUUACCAGGAAAACCAACCACCGGCCAUACCACCCACAGGCACCAGCAAAUCUCGACCCCAAAAAAGCUCAUCUUUACCCGCCUCUUGUGGUUUUGUUCCAGCCUCAGAGCUAUCUUUCUCGCCCAUCCCGACCCGCAAGAGAAGCAGUUCCUCCUUUGACGACAAUAAUUCCUUCCUAGCCGAACUCGCCCCAGAUACUAUUGUUUGUGAUUGCAACAUCCAAGCCAUGGAAAAGACCGUGAAUAAGUCCGGCCCUAACAAAGGCAAGAUCUUCUAUGGCUGCUCAUCACAGAAUUGUGAGUUCUUCCAAUGGAAAGAUUCUACCACUACCAACCAACUCACGCGCAAGGCUCCUAAGCCCAUUCCAAUUAAGUCCAAAAACAAGCCGGCUUCUUCCUACACCUCAACCGACCAUGAAGUCAAAUGCCACUGCGGUGCCGACGCCAAGCUCCUUACCUCCAACACCGAGAAGAACAAGAACCGAGAGUUCUUCAAGUGCAACAAAAGCUACAAGCCCUGUCCCUUCUUUGUCUGGCGAGAUGAAGCAGAAUCCUAA